AUGGCUAGAUUGCCUGCAAAGUUUCUGAUGAAGACCCACCAAAAGAAGCGCAAGGAGCGAGAUCGUAACGAGGACGAAGAGAGCGACAAGAGCCCAAGUAAGCUAGAUCCGAUCCCUUCAGAUGUAGAGGUGGAGAUACUGAGUAGAUUGCCGGGAAAGUCUGUUAUCAAGUUUCGAUGCGUAUCCAAGAUGUGGUCUUCCAUCAUCCGCAGCCAAAUAUUCGUCGAUUCCUUCUUCUCUGUGUCCUCAAGGCGAUCCCGAUUUAUAAUCGCUUUCAGUAACAGUCGUUUGUUCAUAUUCUCUUCUUCACACGAGGGAGAGGAAUCUUCUUCUUUGGCUGCCAAUCUCGACAUGGAAAUACCUUCACUGACCUUGGCUCACGGCUCCAACUGUCCUUCCCUUGAUGGCUUUAUCGUUUCUUGUCAUGGUGCUCACUUCACUAUUUGUAACCCUACCACUGGGCAAGUCAUCACCUUUCCCACCAAAGGGACGCUCACAGUUUUGGGUUACGAUCCUCUUCAUCAUCAAUUCAAAGCAUUGUCCCUGCUGCGCUCUCCUUCUCCUCCUCCUGGCCAGGAUCAUUAUUGUGAGAUGCACGAGGUUUUAACACUUGGAGCAGGAGGAGAAUCACGCAAUCAGGUUAUCACCCCGCCUUAUCGCCCUCUAACUAGGGGACUAUGCAUCAAUGGUUUUGUGUAUUAUGGUGCUUGGUCCCCAGCACCAACCAAUCCGGUGAUUGUGUGUUUUGAUGUUAGAUAUGAGAGGCUAAGCUUUAUCAAAGUGCCCAAGAGUGUCCUGUCUAUGCAGAGUGAUUCUAUGUUGAUAGAAUACAAAGGGAAGUUAGCUUCCAUUGCAAGACCCCCAUUUGCUCCUUUCCACAGUUUUGAUUUAUGGAUACUAGAGGAUGUGAAGGAACAUGAUUGGUCCAAACAAACAUUUGAGCUUCCCUUCCCUCUCGUCAAUAUGACUUCUCCUGGCACCAACAAGGCUGGUGAAAUCAUUUUCGCCCCAAAAACUCUCCCACACGAUGCCCAACCCUUCUUCAUUUUGUACUACAAUCUAGAAAGAAAAGACAUCAGAAGAGUUCAGAUCCACGGAAUUGCAGACGAUCAAGGGUUUAGGCGCCGCUAUCGACUCUCAGGCAGUUGUUGUGUCUCUAUCUCACCCCACCAUGUUGAAAGCAUUGCCUCUUUUUAA
Molecule: messenger RNA, 1197 nt
Organism: Arabis nemorensis
Lineage: Eukaryota; Viridiplantae; Streptophyta; Magnoliopsida; Brassicales; Brassicaceae
Source: the annotation of a GenBank genome assembly